AUGCUAGCUUUGUUGCGCUCGCAGAUGGGCGCGUUGACGCUCCGUCCAGUCGCUCGCAGCGCUUUUGUGACCCAAUCCGCACUGUCUACAACUGCGGAAGGUGCGGACGCUAAACCUGGCGCAAUCGACGACGAUACGGCCGCUUUUCUGAACUCCACGUCGCCUACUUCGUCCGAGCCCCGGACUGUGAAGACUGUAAAGCGCGCGAUCCGUUCGAGCCCCCGCAAGCUGGCGUACUUGGCUCAGCAGCUUCGUGGCUUGUCUGCCACGGAAGCUCUUCUGCAGAUGAAGUUCUCCCCCAAGCGCAAGGCCGAGAUCUUUCACAAGACGGUGCAAAAUGCGAUCAAUUUGGCGGAUAUCAAGUACCAGAUUGAGCCGGAAAACCUCCUGGUGGCCGAGUGCUUUGUGAACAAAGGCGUGUACCUCAAGCGUAUGCGGAUCAUGGGUCGAGGACGUUCGGGUGUCAUGCACCACCCACACACGCAUUUGACGGUGGUGCUGCGUGAGUUUGAUGCAUCCAAGAAGCCACUGAACCGUCACUUGACAAAGAAGCUAGCCCGCGAGAACGCCGCAAAGGCGCUUGCACACGAGACGAGUGGACGAGAAUAG
This is a messenger RNA of Peronospora matthiolae, 609 nucleotides long. The record is from the annotation of a GenBank genome assembly. NCBI's taxonomy places the organism in Eukaryota, Oomycota, Peronosporomycetes, Peronosporales, Peronosporaceae.